AGUCGCUUGGGCUGAGGUACUGCGGUGAAGGAAGGGGGGCAGCGUGCGUCAUCAGACCGCGCCACCUGACUCCAGAGACCCUCGGUUUGCAGUGGGAAGUGAGGUGUGGGAAGUCUGUCGCUUUCUGAUGAAUUCAUUGGCUGUGAAAUUUGGACCCGAGGGGAAUCUGGCCCCUGGAGGCUUAUACUUGCGCCGUAAAGCUCCUUCUCAGGAGGACUGACAGUUCGACAGAUUCAUCUGUCAGGCGGGCACAUUUUGAGCGCAGGUGCUGCAACUGUCCUUUACAAACUGGAGAGAGAGUAAGAGAGUGCACAGAACAGGAACCACCCUUUGUAAAGGUUUAAUUGAGAGACGAGGAGAGUGAAUUAGUUCCUAAUAAUGGGAAGAACCUACAUUGUAGAAGAGACUGUUGGCCAGUAUCUUUCAAACAUAAAUCUUCAAGGAAAGGCUUUUGUCUCUGGUCUUUUAAUUGGACAGUGUUCUUCACAAAAGGAUUAUGUCAUUCUUGCCACUAGAACACCACCCAAAGAGGAACAAAAUGAGAACCUCACACAUCAACAAAAAGCUAAGUUGGAUAACUUGGAUGAAGAAUGGGCCACAGAACAUGCCAACCAGGUGUCCAGAAUGCUACCAGGGGGACUUUUAGUUCUUGGAGUAUUUAUCAUUACAACUUUAGAAAUGGGAAAUGAUUUUCAGAAUGCCCUGCGCAGACUAGUAUUUGCUAUGGAAAAAUCUAUGAAUAAAAGGAGAUUGUGGAAUUUCACAGAAGAGGAGAUCUCAGAACGAGUGACACUUCACAUUUGUUCUUCUACAAAAAAAAUAUUUUGUCGAACUUAUGAUAUCCAUGAUCCAAAGAGUUCAGCAAAACCAGCAGAUUGGAAGUAUCAAAAUGGACUAUCAACUUCAUGGCUUUCAUUAGAGUGUACAGUUCAUAUUAAUAUUCACAUCCCACUGUCUACCACUUCUGUCAGCUAUACUCUGGAGAAAAAUACAAAGAAUGGACUUGCACGCUGGGCUAAACAAAUAGAAAAUGGCGUUUAUUUGAUUAAUGGACAAGUUAAAGAUGAAGAUUGUGAUCUAUUAGAAGGACAGAAAAAAUCUUCUAGAGGCAAUGUUCAAGCAACUAGUCAUUCUUUUGAUGUCAAAGUGCUAACACAGUUGCUUCUGAAUUCGGACCGCAGAUCCACAGCCACAGUCCAGAUCUGCAGUGGCUCUGUAAACCUUAAGGGUGCUGUGAAAUGCAGAGCCUAUAUUCACAGCAAUAAACCCAAGGUUAAAGAUGCUGUGCAGGCAAUGAAGAGAGAUAUAUUGAAUACAGUUGCAGAUCGUUGUGAAAUGCUAUUUGAGGAUCUUCUUUUGAAUGAAAUUCCAGAAAAAAAAGAUUCUGAAAAAGAGUUUCAUAUCCUCCCUCACCGAGUUUUCGUCCCCAUUCCGGGAUCCACUGUAAUGUUAUGUGAUUAUAAAUUUGGUGAUGAGUCAGCUGAAGAAAUGAGAGACCAUUUUAUAGAGAUGUUAGAUCAUAUGAUUCAAAUAGAAGAUUUGGAAAUUGCAGAGGAAAUAAACACAGCUUGUAUGAGUUACUCUAUGAAUACUGAAGCUUCAUUGGACAACACAGAUGAUGAACAACCAAAGCAACCAAUUAAAGCUACAGUAAUAUUGAAAAUUCAGCAAAACAUAGGUGUGAUUGCAGCAUUUGCGGUUGCAGUCCUUGCUGCGGGUAUCUCCUUUCAUUACUUCAGUGAUUAGGGUGAGACACAGCUUCCUGAUCUUCCAGAGAACACUGAGCAACCAACCAUUAUGAAUAAAAGACGCAAACAGUCCAUCUGCAUUUAAGACCAGAGCAGCCACCUCUGCUGCCACUAUGCCUAUUAUGUUUCUGACUAAAAUGAAAUCACCAGCUGCCUUGUUUAGCCCUGCUUAUGUUAUAGAUGGCUCAGGCUUCCAAAAAUAAAGUUGUAUAUGUA
Molecule: messenger RNA, 1964 nt
Organism: Mirounga angustirostris (Northern elephant seal)
Lineage: Eukaryota; Metazoa; Chordata; Mammalia; Carnivora; Phocidae
Gene: ODR4
Product: odr-4 GPCR localization factor homolog
Exons: 15
Coding region: 379-1746 (455 amino acids)
Biological process (GO): intracellular protein localization
Cellular component (GO): endomembrane system
Source: RefSeq, a predicted model, not a curated record